Molecule: messenger RNA, 3501 nt
Organism: Drosophila innubila
Lineage: Eukaryota; Metazoa; Arthropoda; Insecta; Diptera; Drosophilidae
Product: mucin-19
Exons: 5
Coding region: 22-2751 (909 amino acids)
Source: RefSeq, a predicted model, not a curated record
ACAACUACACAAAUAGCAAAAAUGCUGCUCAAAAUUUGCCUACUAGGCUGCCUGGCCGUAAUGGUAGCCGGCGAGGAGUUGUCAGUGGAGUCGGAGAAGCAAUUGGCUGAUCCUCAAGUGAAGAGUGGAUUCGAGACGGCGCACAAGGUGCCAGAGGCGAGUUUGCUGAGCGAUGAGGGUUUCCAUACAGCGCACAAGAUCAGCAUUCGUUCCACAGACUCGGCUGAUUACUCCAUGAAUUUGCUGGCCACCAAGGAGCGUCCCGAGCUGAAUCCCGUGCUCAGUGCGCUGAUCAAUGAGGAUGUGAUGAAGAGCAUCGAGGCCAAGCGUGCCAUCGAAGAGAAGGAACUGGCCGAGGUGCGACGCGAAAUCGAGGAGGCUGCCCUGGCCGAGCUGGAACUGAAGGGAGUAGCCGUCACUGAGCAGCCCGCACUUCAGUUGACCACACAGCCGACGGCGGCCAAGAAGAUUGACAAUCUGGAUGACGAUAUGCUGGUUGAUCCACACGAUGAUUUUGUCAAUCAGAACUUUGCCUUGGACAGUGCUGGCAGCGAGAACAACAAGAAGUCGCGCAUUGAGAUCAAGAAGGGACCCAACGGUCAGGACUAUGAGUACGAGUAUGUCUACUACUACGAGGAGGACGAAGAUGCCGACAGCAAGGCGAAGCCAGCGAUUACUGCACCCGCAGCGGUUGAGGCACCCGUCGAUCUGACACCCGACACUCGCGGCAAGACCAGAUACUCGAACAUCGAUCGCAGCACUCCGGCAACGCCCAGUGAGAACAGUCUGCACAGUGGCAAGGCCAAGGGACGUGCCUCGAGUGCCGUCAGCGACAACUCCGAGGAUAUUGAGGCCGAGCGUCUGCCCCUCAACACACGCUUCCCCAGUCGUGGCAAGAACAUCGAUGUGCAGCCGACUCCAGCGCUGGACUCGCUGGAAACGGCCGCCGAGCGCAAGAAGAUCAGUGUGAAGCGUCCCAGCCUGGAGCUGGUCGACAGCGAGACCUUCAACACGGACGAGAAACAGCUGAAGGGCUCACGCAACGGCGACAAGGAGCUGAAGCCCGUCAUUGCCGUCGAACAGGAACAGGCAGCGGCCGCAGCUGCGGCAGCCAAGGAGCGGGAACGGGAACGGGAGCGGGAGGAGCAGCGCGAGAUCACCGCCAAGCUGGACGAUGAGGCCGAGCAGACAACGCCAUCGAUGGAGAAGGCCGCGCUCGAUCUGUAUGCCAUACUGACCAAUGAGAAUCUCAACAUGGAGGAGACCACCGCAGCGGAUGGCACGGAUGACACCACUCUCAGUCCCAACACCGCCAGCACUGAUGCCGAUGACGGCAGUCUGACCACAGUGCAGGAGGAGCUGUCAUCCACAACGACCAGCACGACAACCACCACUAGCACCACCACCACCACCACAACCACUGAGGCACCCACUACGACUACAACCACCACGACAGCGGCACCUUCCCUCUUCGGCGGCAGACGGUCGGCUCUCAACGGGCUCGCCGGUCGCAAUCGCUUCAAGCUGCGCGAAGGCGGCUCCACCAGCACCACCAGCACCACCGAAGCCACACCCACGGAGCCCACCAAGACAGGCAGAAAUCGCUUCUCGCGUCCUUCGAUUGGCGGACGUUCGCGUCCGGGUGCACGCACCACCGCCAGCCCUGAAGCCGCUGCCGAGCCCGCUGUGGAAGAGGAGAUUGCGCCCGCCAAGGAAGUAAAACCCGUUAGCUCUGGCUUUGCACGUGGCAGACCACGCAACCGUUUCAAUCUGCGCGGUGCCAGCACCACCACCACGGAGAAACCCGCCGGCGCUGAAGAGGAAAGCGCCGAUGCAGCCAGCUCAGCAGAUGCUGUGCCCAGCACAACAGCUCGCAGCACAUUGCGCAAUCGUCCCGGCUUGAGUCUGCGUGCACGCAGUCGCACCACCACCACGAAGGCGCCCGCUGCUGAGGGUGGCGCUGCUGAGGAGAGCAGCUCGGCGGAUGAGGCAGCCAAGGCGGCCGCUCCAGCAGCAGCUGCUGCCGCUGAGCCAGUCCAGCGUCCAUCACGCUUCAACCUGCAUCGCGCGGGCGGCAAUCGAUUGCUGCCACGCGGCAAGCUGGGACGCGCUGGCGCCACCACGGAGGCACCUAAGGAGGGGGCCGAGGACUCGGCGGCGGACAGCAGCCAUCACAAUGAUGUGAAGGGCAACGAGGCGGAGGCCGGCGAGACCGGUGAGAAGACUGAGGAGGGCGAUGCCGCUGCCGGCAACGCUGCCAACCAUGCCGCACCCGUGUCCGGUCUCAAUCGCCUCAAGCACCGACCGCGCCUCAAUGCGCUGCACAAGACUGACGCGGCCAAGCCAAAGGCAGCCGCAGCCACCACCGCAGGAGCAGCUGCUUCAACAGCAUCCGCACCAGCUCCAGCUUCAGCUGCCUCGCCAGCUGCCUCGUCGCCGGGCGUGGCGCCACGCAAAAUCAAUCCGCUGCUAGCCAAGCGACGUCUGCCUUUCGGCGGCGCUGCGACGGCUACCUCGACUACAGAAGCGCCCGCUGAGGAGGAGCAGCGUUCAGAUGGAUCUGGCGAGCAGGCUGGAGCAAAGGAAGAAGCUGCCGCUGCCACAAACUCCGAGGAGUCCGGCGACAGUGCGGUCAAGGAGCAGGAGACAACUGAGGCCGCUGAGGCCACCACCAAGCAGCAGGCGCGCGGUUUGGGUCUGCUCGGACAGCGUCGUCGUCUGACGAUGCGCAAGCCCGGCACCAUUCUGUAAGGCAGCUAAGCGGUUAACCGUUUACCCGUUCACCCGUUCAGCCGUUCAGCCGUCAACUACCCCCUUAAUUUCAACGGAUGAUGCGGAAUUGAAGCUGUAGCGGAAGUGCAGUUGUACCUCCUUAUUCCUUUUGAAGCCCUCAAACCAAUCCUUGCCCACAGCCAACUGCAGUUGCUUUCUACAAACUACUUUUUCCUUGCCUUUUCUUUAUCUCCCUGUGCUGAUAUACUCCUAAUUUGAGUGGUUCUAUUCGGUCCACUCGGCCAGCGAUAAAUACCUUUUACAAUCUUCUGUAAUAUGUUUCCGUUUUUUAAAAAACUCUAUUGUCUGUUUUCGUUCUUAAAACGCGAUUAGCUUUUUACACAAUACAAUAAUUAAAAUAUUGAAAUAUAUUAUUUAAGUCCCCUUUGCGAAAAAAAGUCACCAAACAAAAACAAGAAAAACUUAAAAGAAAAAGAGGAAAAACAUAAGAAAAACUAAAAAGAAAAGCAAAAACGCAGCCACUUGUAGACCGUUAAGAUAUAAAAAUAAAAAAAAUAAAAGGAUUCCACAUAUUUUGGGCUAACCAGAGAUGAUAAUAAUAUAGCUCGAAAUCUUGCAACGCUCAAUAAAUUGUUAAAAGUAUGUGAAUAGCAAGACAUAUAUUAUAAUCCCUCUCUCUUUCCAUCUUUUUUUUUUUGCUACAAUGUAAACAAACGACUUUUAAUUAUACGUUUUUAAAUAAACACAAAAAUAAGUAAAGAAAAUUUA